AGUGUUAAUGAACGCGUGAAAACAUUGAUUAGUUGUAUCGAAUAUGGUGUACACGGAAACGUACCUGAAAGACAAGCUCAUCAAGGAAUUGGACGCCGUUCACGUCGAGGUGGUGGACGAGAGCGACGGCUGGGGCGCCAAGUUCGCGGCGCUCAUCGUGUCCGACAAGUUCCAGGGCAAGCCGCUGCUGCAGAGGCACAGGCUGGUGAACGCGGUGCUGCGCGAGGAGCUGAAGUCCAUCCACGCGUUCACGCAGCGCACGCUGACGGCGGAGCAGUGGCGGGCGCAGCGCGCGUGAGCGGCGCCGCGCGCUGCCGGGCGGCGGCCGCGUCGGCGCCGGGCAAGGUGAUCCUGCACGGCGAGCACUCCGUCAUGUUCGGCCGCACGGCGCUCGCCGGCAGCCUCGGCCUGCGCACCACGCUCACUAUCCAGGAGGAGGAGGCGGCCGAGCCGGUCCUGCGCCUGCAGUUCCCGGCCGUCGACCUGGAGGAGAGCAUCCCGCUGCGGUGCGUGGUGGAGCACCUGUUCGUGGGCGCUCGGAGCGCGCGCUCGUGGGCGGCGCCGCGCGCGGUGCAGCACGAGAGCCUGCUGGCGGCGGUGGACGGCUUCGUGACGGCGUUCGUGGCGAGCGCGGACGCGUGGAGCGGUGCGCAGCGCAACGCCGUGCGCGGCUUCCUGUACCUGCUGGCGGGCGUGCUGGGUGACGAGGCACCCGCUCAUACCGUGUGCGUGCGCGCCACGAGCGCGUUGGCGGUGGGCGCGGGCGCGGGCAGCUCGGCGGCGUUCGCGGUGUGUGCGGCGGCCGCGCUGCUGGCGCUGCGCGCGGGCGCGGCGGUGGAGGCGCUCGGCGCCGAUGAACGCGCGCUGAUAUCGGCGUGGGCGUUCAACUGCGAGAGGAUCAUGCACGGCGCGCCCUCCGGCAUCGACAACUGGACGUGCACGUUCGGGGGGCUGGUGUCGUUCCGCAAGGGCUCCGCGGCGCGCCCGCUGCAGCUGGCGGCGCGCCUGCGCGUGCUGCUGGUGGACACGCGCGUCAGUCGGCAGACCGGGCAGCUGGCGGCGCGCGUGGCGGCGCUGCGCGCGCGGCACCCGCGCGCCGCGGACUGCGUCAUCGACGCGUGCGGACACGUCGCCGACGACGCCGCGCAGCUCUUACAACAGCUGCCCGGCGACGCUGCAGGCGACGCUGCAGACGACGCUGUAGGCGACACUGACUCUCAGUAUCGACAUCUGGCUGAGCUGUGGGACAUGAACCACUGCCUGCUGGCCGCGCUGGGCGUAUCGCACGCCGCGCUGGAGGACAUCCGCCGCAGAGCCGCCGCGCACCGCCUCGCAGCCAAGCUCACCGGCGCCGGCGGCGGCGGCAACGCCAUCGUGCUGAUCCCGCCGUCUACUGCGGAGGACGCGGUGCGCGCGCUGAGCGACGAGCUGCGCAGUGCGGGCUACGGCGUCACCGACACGCUGCUGGGCGGCGAAGGCGUCACCCUACACCGCGCCUGACGCGCCCCGCGCCCCGCGCCCCGCGCCCGCGCCUCACGCCCGAACGCAACCUACCACAUUAGCGUCCUCUGACCUCGAACGUGUAGCUGUAGAUAUUUAUUAAUUAUUUUAUUCCCCACGGCGAUAAACAUAAGUGCGAGUUAACUUCCCGCUAGCGCCAUCUAGUAAGAGGAUGAUACACUAAACAAUUAAAAUUGACUAGAUGGUCGAGACAUUCCCGUCGAGUAGCAUUCGCACGAGUGACACAAUGGGACAAAUAUUCCUCUCAAGUCCUAGUUCAACACGAGUGUGGUACGAAAUGCGGCUGCGUGUUGUGCGCAGUGGCUGGGGGCAGCAGCUCCGCGCCAAUGUUCCCUGCGGCCGGCGCACGCGCGAUGCAAGUUUAUGAAGUACAUCACUCGUUACUAAUUAUAAUAGACUUUAGUUCUUUUUUCUUCAAAUGGAUUUCUUAUAUUGGGAGGGAACAAACCUUAGAAACUAGCAGUGCAAGGUACUGGGUAUGUUAUUGGUAGGUGUAACGUGUUUUAUUGUAACACUGAUAGUGGGGCUUUCAUCUUACGUAGUUAUCUACAAAUAAUAAUAAUUGUAUGAAAUAAGUAUUUUACAAUGGUCAUUAAAUAUUUAAAACGAA
Messenger RNA from Maniola jurtina (meadow brown), 2131 nucleotides. It is a transcript of the gene Mk, whose product is annotated as mevalonate kinase. Gene Ontology annotation, cellular component: cytoplasm. NCBI's taxonomy places the organism in Eukaryota, Metazoa, Arthropoda, Insecta, Lepidoptera, Nymphalidae. The record is from RefSeq and is a predicted model, not a curated record. Gene Ontology annotation, molecular function: mevalonate kinase activity; ATP binding. The annotation marks the transcript as partial. Gene Ontology annotation, biological process: isoprenoid biosynthetic process; cholesterol biosynthetic process. The transcript has 8 exons.